This is a messenger RNA of Cannabis sativa, 1924 nucleotides long. RefSeq lists its product as uncharacterized. Gene Ontology annotation, cellular component: GPI-anchor transamidase complex. Gene Ontology annotation, molecular function: GPI-anchor transamidase activity. Gene Ontology annotation, biological process: proteolysis; protein localization to cell surface; attachment of GPI anchor to protein. The record is from RefSeq and is a predicted model, not a curated record. Bases 513 to 1742 code for a protein of 409 amino acids. Lineage: Eukaryota; Viridiplantae; Streptophyta; Magnoliopsida; Rosales; Cannabaceae. The transcript is spliced from 10 exons.
AAACUAAAGGGCAGACAAGGCUCGACCCAAUUAAUUUGUAUAGUUGUAGUUAUAUUUUGUAGAACGGAUAGGUUUUGAACUUAUGUGUCGGUUUUCAGAUUGCACUAAUCCAAACUAAAAAUCGAAUUCAUUUUUAUUUAGAAAAAUAACCGAUCAAACCGAUAGAUGCUAGCCUAAUGGAAAUUCACAUUUUCUCAAAAUAAAAUCUAAAAUCCGAAGGUUCUUUAGCCUAUCUCUACUGGCGAUCUAAUCAGAUCCUCAUCAUUCUCACUUCUCAGGAACACAUUCCGUUCUGAUUCAUCCCUUCAUAAUAGAUGUAAAUCAAGCUCUUCUAUGGAGGUUGUUCGCUGUUUCCCCCAUUAUGAUCGAAGUUGUGAAUUGUAAUGGUGUAGAUUGGAAUUGGCGUGAGUAGGGUUUCCUUCCUACACUCAAAUGCUGGACCAAAUAUAACUCCUUUUUUAUAUUUAGACGUUGACCAGAGUUGUAUGUGGCCAUAAUAAUUUGUGAUUUUCAUGCUUAUGCCGUCGAAGAUGCGAAUGUUUUUGGAUUCAAUGGCGGUGCUGGCGUUGCUUCUGUUUCUGGGUUUGAGUAAUUUCUCCAAUUGCGUGGCAUCUGGUUUGUCUUCUUCAUCUGAAACUGAGACCACUAUGCACACUAACAACUGGGCUGUUUUAGUCUGCACCUCUCGCUUCUGGUUUAACUAUCGACAUAUGGCAAAUACUUUAUCCUUAUAUAGGACCGUUAAGCGACUGGGAAUACCUGAUGAGAGGAUAAUACUUAUGUUGGCUGAUGAUAUGGCCUGUAAUGCUAGAAACAAGUAUCCUGCUCAAGUUUUCAACAAUGAGAAUCACAAGCUUAACUUGUAUGGGGACAAUGUUGAGGUGGAUUAUCGAGGUUAUGAAGUGACUGUUGAAAAUUUCUUACGAGUACUGACCGGGCGUCAUGAAAAUGCUGUUCCAAGGUCUAAGCGUCUUUUAAGUGAUGAGGGAAGCCACAUUCUUUUGUAUAUGACAGGACAUGGGGGAGAUGAGUUUUUGAAGUUUCAGGACUCAGAAGAGCUCCAAAGUCAUGACUUAGCUGAUGCCGUCAAACAAAUGAAAGAAAAGCGUAGAUUUAAGGAGCUUAUGAUUAUGGUGGACACUUGCCAAGCUGCCACACUCUUCUCUCAGCUUCAGUCGCCUGGAGUUUUGACUAUUGGGAGUAGCAUGAAAGGAGAAAACUCAUACUCUCAUCACUUGGACUCUGAUGUUGGUGUUUCUGUAGUUGAUCGUUUCACAUAUUAUACCCUUGCCUUUUUUGAGAGGCUGAAUAUGUAUGACAAUGCCUCAUUGAGCAGUCUUUUCAAAUCAUAUAACCCAAACUUGCUGAUGUCAACCGCAUAUUAUCGAACAGAUCUGUACCAACGACAAUUGGAAGAGGUACCUGUCACAAACUUUUUUGGUUCAGUCAUGGAAACAAUACACACUGAUUCAGCUUACAAAGCUCUAUCAAGAAAAACCUCUAGCAAAUCUGAUAUCAAGAUCUCUCCAGAUAAAUCAACCAACAACAAUGAAAGAAAACUGACAGCAUCAGACUCAGAUCAGCUUCCUGAUACAAAACCAGGGGAACAACCGUGCCCAUUCACACGUUUCAUGAGUAACCUCAACGGCAACAUUGAUAGAAUUGAAGAUAUUGAUUCUUAUGUGAACUAUGGCUUGUUCAUAAUGCUUCCAUUGUUGCUUCUUUCCUCAUGGUUAUCAUAGUUUUGAGCUUUGAGCAUAUGUAAUCUCUUACCCUUGAUGCUGGGCCAGUUGAACCCAAUAUGGGUUUUUACAGUAUUUUCCCUAUAUUUUUUCAUUGUCUACGUAGAUUUUUGGUCUUUUUAUAGAGGAAGGAAGAUGCUCAAGUGACAUUCCAUAAUAAAUUCCUUAUAAUGUUUUAUUUU